AUGUUAGAACAUUUCUGUGAAUGCUAUUCUGAUCUAAGUGGUCUUAUUCUGUGUCCCGUGCUAGGAAGCAUUACUCUUCUUUUCAUUCCAAAUUCAAGAAUACGAUCGAUACGAUUGAUUGGUCUGUGCGCUUCUCUUAUUACUUUUUUGUAUUCUCCUGUUCUUCGGAUACAAUUUGAUCCUUCUACGGCCAAAUCUCAAUUUGUGGAAAGCCUUCGAUGGCUUCCUUAUGAAAACAUCAAUUUUUAUUUGGGUAUAGACGGUAUCUCUUUAUUCUUCGUGAUAUUGACCACAUUUUUGAUCCCUAUUUGCAUUUUAGUGGGUUGGUCUGGUAUGAGAAGUUAUGGGAAAGAGUAUAUUACAGCAUCUCUAAUUUUAGAAUUUCUAAUGAUCGCCGUGUUCUGCAUGCUGGAUCUUCUACUAUUCUAUGUUCUUUUCGAAAGCGUGCCAAUCCCUAUGUUCAUUAUUAUAGGGGUAUGGGGUUCGAGACAAAGAAAGAUCAAGGCAGCAUAUCAGUUUUUCCUUUAUACUUUACUUGGAUCUGUUUUUAUGCUAUUAGCUAUUCUGUUGAUUCUUCUCCAAACAGGAACCACCGAUUUACAAAUAUUAUUAACCACAGAAUUUAGUGAGCGGCGCCAAAUCUUUUUAUGGAUUGCUUUUUUCGCCUCUUUCGCUGUCAAAGUUCCUAUGGUACCAGUUCAUAUUUGGUUACCCGAAGCUCAUGUAGAGGCACCCACGGCAGGAUCCGUUAUCUUGGCAGGAAUUCUUUUAAAAUUGGGAACUUACGGGUUUUUAAGAUUUUCAAUACCCAUGUUUCCUGAAGCGACACUUUGUUUCACUCCUUUCAUUUAUACUCUAAGCGCGAUUGCUAUAAUAUAUACUUCCUUGACCACUUUAAGACAGAUCGAUCUUAAGAAGAUCAUUGCUUACUCCUCAGUAGCCCAUAUGAAUUUUGUGACUAUUGGUAUGUUUAGUCUGAACAUACAGGGAAUUGGAGGUAGCAUUCUACCGAUGUUAAGUCAUGGACUGGUUUCUUCAGCCCUUUUUCUAUGUGUUGGUGUUCUAUAUGACCGACAUAAGACUCGACUUGUUAGAUAUUACGGAGGUUUAGUGAGCACCAUGCCGAAUUUCUCUACCAUUUUCUUCUUUUUCACUUUAGCCAAUAUGAGUUUACCUGGUACUAGCAGCUUUAUCGGGGAAUUUCUCAUCUUAGUAGGAGCUUUCCAAAGAAAUAGCUUAGUAGCCACAUUAGCAGCGCUUGGGAUGAUUUUAGGCGCGGCCUAUUCCCUUUGGCUAUAUAAUCGUGUGGUUUCUGGAAAUUUAAAACCCGACUUCCUCCAUAAAUUCUCCGAUCCAAAUGGCAGAGAAGUUUUCAUAUUUAUACCCUUUCUUGUUGGAGUUGUUUGGAUGGGUGUUCACCCCAAAGUGUUCCCGGACCGCAUGCAUACAUCCGUAAGUAACUUAGUGCAACAUGGAAAAUUUCAUUGA
This is a messenger RNA of Spinacia oleracea (spinach), 1488 nucleotides long. The record is from the annotation of a RefSeq genome assembly. Lineage: Eukaryota; Viridiplantae; Streptophyta; Magnoliopsida; Caryophyllales; Amaranthaceae.